Molecule: messenger RNA, 1456 nt
Organism: Medioppia subpectinata
Lineage: Eukaryota; Metazoa; Arthropoda; Arachnida; Sarcoptiformes; Oppiidae
Source: the annotation of a GenBank genome assembly
AUGGAUUCAUUGGAAUCGAUAUCCAAUACAGUGAACACGAGUUCACUUAACUGCCGAUCGUAUGACCAUCUCUUCAAACUGAUUAUUGUCGGCGACUCUUGUGUUGGAAAGACUAGUAUUUUGCAGAGAUUUCACGGCGAGACUUAUUUACCCGCUUCUGUGCCAACCAUUGGGAUACUUCAGGUCAAGAGAAAUACGACUCAAUUACGACAUCCUAUUAUAGAGGAGCUCUCGGAGUACUUCUCGUCUAUGAUAUCACGAAUCGGAAAAAACACGAGGAAAGGCGUGAAAAUGGUUUUAAUUGGAAACAAAUGUGAUUUGCGCUCAAAAAGGGAAGUGAAUGCAGAAGUGGCCGAAGCGUUGGCUAUUGAUUACGGACUCAAACACUUCGAGACCAGCGCUAAGGAGAAUAUAAAUCUCGAAAAGGCUUUCUUUCAGAUUUCUAAAGACAUCUAUAAUGAGAAAUGCUUGAGAGAUGAGGCAAAUAAUGUGUCGUUAUCUCCAACAACAGAACCCAAGAAAGGGAAGACAUACCGGACUUUGAAGAAAGUGUCGCAACAAAAGCAGAUCCAUAUCGCCAUCGGAGAUGAUUUGUCACAAAUGGUGAUCAUUUGGAGUGAGAAAAGGCAAACAAAUAAGACUGCCGUCACGUAUGGGGUCUAUAAGGGAGAGUACACUCACAUACAGACCGGUGAUAUCGCAUAUGAAUUGUUCACAUUUAAAGGCACACUCGGAGAUGGUUUUCUCAAAGCCAUUGAGCCGAUAGCGGCCAGAAUACCAUAUAUGAACGGAAGCAAUGAUAAGGUUUUGCAACAAAAACUAUGGUUAGAAAGAGUGCUCACAGAAGCCAAUCUGCCUCAUAAUCGGGCUCAACGGCCGUGGAUUAUAGGGUUAGGCCAUCGGUCACUGUACUGCUCGACCACUGAUAACGACUGCGUUAAUGGCAUGACUAUUGAAACGGGGGACACGUCCACUAAAUUGCUUGAAUUGGAGGAAAUACUGCACCGACAGGGCGUGGAUAUUGCUUUUUGGGGACACUAUCACUAUUAUGACAGAUUUUAUCCUGUUUUUAAUCGAACCAUAUCAAACUCAAGUAAUCCAUACGUGAAUCCGUUUUCAACAGUCCAUAUACUGAGCGGAUCGGCUGGUAUGGACGGCGACCCAACACCGGAGAAGUUUGCUGAGCCUCCCCCUCCCUGGUCUGCCUUCAGAACUACAGAGUUUGGUUAUACCGUAAUGAAUAUCGUUAACAAUUCGCACGUUUAUAUCAAACAAAUCAAUAUCCAUGAACCGAAAAAUCCAAUCGACUCGCUAUGGAUUGUACAGCAAAACCAUAAAACAAGAACUAAAGAUCAAACAUGUUGGAAUUAAUUAUAACUUUAUUGCGAGUUUACUAGUACUUAAUAUACACAUGCUAUUUAUUUUUAAAAAAUAAAUUGAUAUUUACUUUGUUUAA